AGGAACUGUCGCCCUCCGUGAAUAACUAAUAACCCCGUAUCUCGCAUACGUAUACUAGGCCUGCACCAAGGUUGGUCCCUCCUUCGUUUAUUAUCUGGCUAUGACUAGAUUCUCGUCGCGAAGGAUCUUGAUUCAUCCCUUCCACCAUAUACUCUUGUUUCUCUCUUUCUUGCUGACGAAGAUUCGACUGUCCUGACAUGCAGAUGAUUCCAAUGUCAUAGUCCGACCCCUCUCCCGAGACGAUUAUCCUCACUUCCGACUUUCGCAUCCUACUUCUCUUCUCGCCCCCCUUUGUUUCCGCCGCACCCUCCGUGGUGGUUAGAAACUGCCUUGGCUCACGAUGGGGAUCUCCCAUCGCCGCUGGCGAGCAUUCUCUCUGCUCUCCCUCCUGACGACGGCUUCGACAUUAUACGUGAAUCCCGGCUCAGACUGCGCAGCUCUAUGCCUUGGGGGUACAAACGAAAAUGCGGGCUCGACGGAAUCAUCGAUAGGACGCUCUGAUAUCGUAUGCCGAGACAACGAGUAUAACUCCGAGGCAGAGGGUAUCAGGUACAGGAACUGCGUAGAGUGCCUACGAGAAAGCCGCGACGUACAUGGCGAUGACAGCGAUCUCCAGUGGAUGCUAUACAAUAUGCGCUUUGCACUGGACACUUGUUUGUGGAAUAACGACACCGCCAUCCACUCGCCCUGCAUGAUCAAUUUUGCGUGCGAGCCCCUAGCUGAAGCUGUCGGUACUGGACUUUCGACACCUGGCGAACAACACUUCGACUACUGUACUGCCGACGGGAAUGUCUUUAGCAGCAACAGCCACUGGUCGUGUGUUUCCUGCCUUCAGAACAGCGCCAUUCAGACUUACUAUCUGUCCAACUUUCUCCAGGUCCUGAAAGCAGGUUGCGAACAAGAGCCGGAGCUUGGCGGCCUAAUUGAGUUGGGGGAUGGCGAAAUCUUUGCGCAAGAACUUCUCAAUACAACCAUUACAAAUACCACGCUACCGGGCGAGGGAGGAGCUGGGUCAGACACAAUGACCACCGGCACUAUUGUGGGCAUUGCCGUAGGGGGUGGACUCUUCCUCCUCGGAGCUAUCGCCCUUAUCGUCGUCUACUGCCGCCGCCGCAAGAAGCGACAGGCCGAUGAUGCGGACCCCGACCAAACUCCUCCCCCAGAUAGGAGCAACGAAAGCUCUUUUGCCGCCACCAAGCAUAGCCCCCGUGGAGACUUCAGCGACCCGAAGAACUCCCCUUCCAUACGCUCAUCAGAGUACGAGUUGAAGGAGGCGCAGAGGUACGCCAGUCAUGCCGACUUUUACGAAAAAAUGGAGGAAAGCGGCAGCGGCAACCAGAGAAACGCAGCUCACUACAACUUCGAUCCUCGCCGCCACCAGCAUGGGCCCGGCAGUGCGCUACCAUCUCAUCCAGCUUAUAACCCGCGUUUCAUGACCCGAGAUCCCGCCAAGUCCUCGCCUCUCAGGCCCAAGAACCACCAGAAGUCCUAUGCACCCGACUCGUACGCCAUGCAGAUGUAUCUCCAUGCCGCGGAAGACCACUUGGCCGCCACAGGGUCCCGCUCGCAGACUCCUACGGGGCGGGCCUCACCCCAGGGUUCAACUGGUGGUGCAUCGGCGGAGGUCUCGUCGACAAGAGAUCAGGGGAGCGCUGCUGCUGCCGCUCUGCCCGAGGGCAUUCCUCCUCCACCUCCAGGACCCCCACCAUCCGACAACGCGAAUAAUACUUCUAGGACCUCAUCUAGUGGUCUGCUCCCUUCUAUUCCCAGGAUCCGGCUACCGAAGACGCAGGAAGCCACAGCGACACAUAACACCAGGCAAGAGGAUGGGGAGCAAGGCAACUCCGGGGCACUGAACAUCUCGGAGCCCAUGUCUCAGCAUGAGACGCGAUUCCCUGAUAGACCAAUUGGGGGCGCCCCGGCAUUGUCUACCAGAACUGAGCUAUCCUUCAACCGGGUCGACAAGGGCGACAUGGACCCACCGAACACGGGAAGGAGCAUGAUAUACAAUUAGUGGUAGAUGUAGCAUUCGGGGGGGGUGAAGAUGAAUUUAUUCUUCUAGCCCAUGCAUUGGGAGAACUGGGUUGGACGGUCAUCUGGAAUUUGGUUGGAAUAAAGUAAGGCAG
This is a messenger RNA of Sodiomyces alkalinus F11, 2126 nucleotides long. RefSeq lists its product as hypothetical. NCBI's taxonomy places the organism in Eukaryota, Fungi, Ascomycota, Sordariomycetes, Glomerellales, Plectosphaerellaceae. The record is from RefSeq and is a predicted model, not a curated record. The coding region runs from base 341 to 2014 and encodes 557 amino acids. The transcript has 3 exons.